Molecule: messenger RNA, 1913 nt
Organism: Lynx canadensis (Canada lynx)
Lineage: Eukaryota; Metazoa; Chordata; Mammalia; Carnivora; Felidae
Gene: SYT4
Product: synaptotagmin 4
Exons: 6
Coding region: 249-1526 (425 amino acids)
Biological process (GO): regulation of calcium ion-dependent exocytosis; vesicle fusion; calcium-ion regulated exocytosis
Cellular component (GO): synapse; membrane; axon
Molecular function (GO): calcium ion binding; calcium-dependent phospholipid binding; phosphatidylserine binding
Source: RefSeq, a predicted model, not a curated record
CAACAUGGUGCGUUUAUAUCAUCUGACCUAGAAGGAGCAGCUAUGCCUUAGUGUGGCUUCAGGGACUUAUCAGUUCCAUCAACAUCUGUGGAAUGCAUUUUUUAGCGGUAUAUUUGUAAAGGCGCAGGUCCCCUGGGCUCUGCGCUGUUGUUUUCAGCACUCGGGAAAGCCGGCGCUUCAGAUCCAGGCAAGUGAAUCAAGCCAGGGAGUUUUCCGUUCAGCACCUCGGACAGAACACGCAGCAAAAAAUGGCUCCGAUCACUACCAGCCGGGAAGAAUUUGAUGAAAUCCCCACAGUGGUGGGGAUCUUCAGUGCAUUUGGCCUGGUCUUCACAGUCUCUCUGUUUGCAUGGAUCUGCUGUCAGAGAAAAUCAUCCAAGUCUAACAAGACUCCUCCAUAUAAGUUUGUGCAUGUACUAAAAGGAGUUGAUAUUUAUCCUGAAAACCUAAGUAGCAAGAAGAAGUUUGGAGCAGAUGACAAAAACGAAGUAAAGAAUAAGCCAGCUGUGCCAAAGAAUUCAUUACAUCUCGACCUUGAGAAGAGAGAUCUCAAUGGCAAUUUUCCCAAAACAAACCUCAAAGCUAGUAGCCCUUCUGAUCUGGAGAGUGUGACCCCAAAGCUCUUUUCAGAAGGGGAGAAAGAAGCCGUUUCCCCUGAUAGCUUAAAGUCCAGCGCUUCCCUUACUUCAGAAGAGAAACAGGAGAAGCUGGGAACCCUCUUCUUCUCCUUAGAGUACAACUUUGAGAAGAAAGCAUUUGUGGUAAAUAUCAAGGAAGCCCGUGGCUUGCCAGCCAUGGAUGAGCAGUCGAUGACCUCUGACCCGUAUAUCAAAAUGACGAUCCUCCCAGAGAAGAAGCAUAAAGUGAAAACCAGAGUUCUGAGAAAGACCUUGGACCCAGCUUUUGAUGAGACCUUUACAUUCUAUGGGAUCCUCUAUACUCAGAUCCAAGAGUUGGCCUUGCACUUCACAAUCUUGAGUUUCGACAGGUUUUCAAGAGAUGAUAUCAUUGGAGAAGUCCUUAUUCCUCUUGCAGGAAUUGAAUUAUCUGAUGGAAAAAUGUUAAUGAACAGAGAGAUCAUCAAGAGAAAUGUUAGGAAGUCUUCAGGACGGGGUGAGUUACUGAUCUCUCUCUGCUAUCAGUCCACUACAAAUACUCUCACUGUGGUUGUUUUAAAAGCUCGACACCUGCCUAAAUCUGAUGUGUCUGGACUUUCAGAUCCCUACGUGAAAGUGAACCUGUACCAUGCCAAAAAGAGAAUCUCUAAAAAGAAGACUCAUGUGAAGAAAUGCACCCCUAAUGCAGUGUUCAAUGAACUGUUUGUCUUUGAUAUUCCUUGUGAGGGUCUUGAAGAGAUAAGUGUUGAGUUUCUGGUUUUGGAUUCUGAAAGGGGAUCCAGAAAUGAGGUGAUAGGGCGGUUGGUCCUGGGAGCAACAGCAGAAGGAACCGGUGGAGAGCACUGGAAAGAGAUCUGUGACUAUCCCAGGAGACAAAUUGCCAAGUGGCAUAUGCUCUGUGAUGGGUAGCAUCCUAGACAUGAUGAGUUGGAACUUAAUGAUUUUUACUAGGCAAGGAACAAUUUCCUUUCUCUUUUUUUCUCUGAUACAUGAUUGCAAGCUUGUGACAACAAGCUACUUUUUUUUUUUUUUUUUUGGUUAGAAAUGGAUUGAAUUAGCAAACCCGAAAGUAACUGUCAAUGUGUACCAUGAUCAUUUCCCCUGAUAUUAAAGAAGUUGGGUAGAUUUUCAUGAGAUAUUUAAUCUCUGCUGCAGGUUACCAAAGUAGCCAAGCAUUUUAUGAAUAUUACAGUGCAAUCCCAAGCUAUUGAUGUGGUUUAGAAGGUGGUGAUCUCAUGUCACUAGAAAGAAAUGUGAUUUUUAGGAUUUAGAAAUGAAAAGCAUGCUUUCUCUUAU